This is a messenger RNA of Felis catus (domestic cat), 2795 nucleotides long. It is a transcript of the gene PUS7L, whose product is annotated as pseudouridine synthase 7 like. Gene Ontology annotation, molecular function: pseudouridine synthase activity; RNA binding. The coding region runs from base 109 to 2208 and encodes 699 amino acids. Lineage: Eukaryota; Metazoa; Chordata; Mammalia; Carnivora; Felidae. The transcript is spliced from 9 exons. Gene Ontology annotation, cellular component: nucleus. The record is from RefSeq and is a predicted model, not a curated record. Gene Ontology annotation, biological process: pseudouridine synthesis.
UCCGCUGUCGGAGGCUAAGUAUUUUAGCGCUUCCGGACAUGCGCACAGUUUUGUGCCCAGGAAUUCCGUAACGUGGACGUGAGGUAGACCGGGCAUUGUUAUUUAAGAAUGGAAGAGGAUACAGAUUUUAGAAUCCGGUUUAGUUCUUUGUGUUUUGUUACUGAUCAUGUUGGAUUUCGUGGCACUAUAAAAAGCUCACCAAGUGAUUUUGUUGUUAUAGAGAUUGAUGAACAGGGACAAUUAGUUAAUAAGGCACCAAGUAAACUGAUUAGUAAAGUACUACCUGAGCCAAAUAACUUUGCCAAAAAGACAAAACUUGAUCUUCAGAAUUUAUCCUUUGAAGAGGGAAGCAACCAAGAAGUUAGUAUUUUUGCUGGGUGCUCUGGUGCUGAUCAAUAUCAUCAGUGUGGUUCAGAAAGGGAAGAUACUAUCAGUGAUGGAACUUCCAAAGGCGAAGAAGAAACAGUUGAUGUUUUAGGUACCUUGUUAGAUGAAAAAACUAACGAACUACUGAAUCACUUUGCCUGUGAUAUAAAAGAGAAGUGGAAUUCUAAAACUGAGCUAAUUGGAUCAUCUCCUGAAUUCUCAUUAGGCAGAAUCCUUGACAAAAACCAGAGGGCUCUUCUGCACAGUGCUAUUAGGCAGAAAUUUCCUUUUUUAAUAACUGUAGGUAAAAACAGUGAGAUUGUUGUAAAACCAAAUCUUGAGUAUAAGGAACUCUGUCACUUGGUAUCUGAAGAAGAAGCAUUUGACUUUUUUAAAUAUUUGGAUGCAAAAAAAGAAAAUUCCAAAUUUACUUUUAAACCUGAUACAAACAAAGACCACAGAAAAGCUGUCCACCAUUUUGUCAACAAAAAGUUUGGAAACCUUGUGGAAACCAAAUCUUUCCCUGAGCUCAAUUAUAGUGCUGGCAAUCCAAAUGUAGCAAUAACAGUAAGAUUUCGGGAAAAAACACACAAGCACAGGAAGAGGUCUCUUUUUGAGUACCGGGAUCAAAAAGUUAUAUAUACAGCCUUUACGCUACGGAAAGAAAAUCUGGAAAUGUUUGAAGCAGUUGGUUUUUUAGCUAUGAAACUUGGUGUGAUUCCUUCAGAUUUUAGUUAUGCAGGCCUUAAAGACAAGAAAGCUGUCACCUAUCAAGCAAUGGUUGUUAGAAAAGUGACUCCAGAGAGGUUGAAAAAUAUUGAAAAAGAAAUUGAAAAGAAAAAAAUGAAUGUGUUUAAUAUUCGAUCUAUAGAUGAUUCCCUUAGACUUGGUCAGCUCAAAGGAAAUCACUUUGAUAUUGUCAUCAGAAAUUUAAAAAACCAGAUAAAUGACUCUGCAAACCUGAAAGACAGAAUUUUAGAGGCAAUAGAAAAUGUUAAGAAUAAAGGGUUUGUAAAUUACUAUGGACCGCAGAGAUUUGGGAUGGGAAGGAAAGUUCACACUGACCAGAUUGGAUUGGCUUUGCUGAAGAGUGAAAUGGUGGAGGCUGUAAAAUUAUUUCUUACACCAGAAGAUUUGGAUGAUCCUGUAAACAGAGCAAAGAAAUAUUUUCUUCAAACUGAGGAUGCUAAAGGCACACUUUCAUUGAUGCCUGAAUUCAAAGUUCGAGAGAGAGCAUUGUUGGAGUCACUGCAUCGCUUUGGCAUGACGGAGGAGGGUUGUAUCCAGGCGUGGUUCUCUUUUCCCCAUUCUAUGCGCAUAUUCUACGUUCAUGCAUAUAGCAGUAAAAUUUGGAAUGAGGCAGUAUCCUACAGACUUGGAACCUAUGGGUCAAGAGUAGUAGAGGGUGAUUUGGUCUGUUUGGGUGAAGAUGUUGACGAUGAACAUUUCCCAAAUAAUAAAGUUCAUCUAGUAACUGAAGAAGAGGAAUCAGCUAACACAUAUGCAAUACAUCAGGUGGUUCUUCCAGUGCUUGGAUACAAUAUUCAAUACCCGAAGAACAAAGUAGGGCAGUGGUACCAGGAAAUACUUAGCAGAGAUGGACUACAGACAUGUAGGUUUAAAGUACCUACUCUGAAACUGAAUGUUCCAGGAUGCUACAGACAGAUAUUGAAAUGUCCCCACAAUGUCUCAUACCAACUAAAGGAAGAACAUGAUACUGAUGUCAAAAUGGAAGGUUCCCACAUUGAUGAAGCAACUUUAUCUCUUUUGAUCUCUUUUGAUCUUGAUGCUUCGUGUUAUGCCACGGUCUGUCUGAGGGAGAUAAUGAAGCAUGACUUUUAGAACCAUUAGCCUUGAUCUAAUCGUAUCUGUCAUUCUUUAGAAGAGAGGGAGCUAAAAUUUCUGGAGCAUCUACCAUUUACCAGGAGCUUUAUAAUUGUUAUCUCCUGUAAUUACAAAACAUCCUGAGGAACUAGGAAUUUGAUGCUGAUGUUCCAGAGGACAUAGAGCUAGUAAGUGGCAGCGUUUGAAUUUAAGACUGCAAAGCUUAUGUUCUUUCUAUGAUCUAAUGUUUCAGUGACCUUUAUUCUGUGCUAUAAAGUUUACAAUCUUUCUGGACUAUUCAGAGCAUAUAAUACUGCAAGGUAACAUGUAAAAAAAAACAUGUUUGGAGUAAUGUUGAUAUCCUCUACUUGCUUAGAAUGUAGAUGAAACUAGAUUUUAAUGAAAACGUAUGGUUAGAGAGAAAGAUAAAUGAAGCAUUUUGUUAAUUAUUAUUGGCAUUCUCCAUUUUUGAAAUCAUUUAUCAGAAUAAUACAUUAGGGAAAUAUAAUUUCUAUUAUGGUAGCUACCCCGGGGUAAUAUACCUCUUUAUGAGAUAAAUAAUCUUCGGUGAAGAUUGAAAUAAAAUUUUUCAUACAAUUUCCUUA